Molecule: messenger RNA, 2358 nt
Organism: Tuber aestivum (summer truffle)
Lineage: Eukaryota; Fungi; Ascomycota; Pezizomycetes; Pezizales; Tuberaceae
Source: the annotation of a GenBank genome assembly
AACGCGCGAAAUAAUAGGCGUGGCACGCCUAACCUGUCACCAACAGCACCUUUCUCCGGGGGCCUGGCAACGCCUUCAACACAGAAUGGAAUUCUUCCUUGCAAAAGUAUCACAACAAGCGGGUACGUCUUAACUCUCCCUAUCUCUUGGAAACCCUGCUGACUUGAUCCAGUUUCGUUUGCAAUAAGGUAGGUUUCAAAAAUCGGAUGACUCGUCGAGCCUAUUCCUCAUUGACGAAUCUAGGUCGGGCAUCAUUGUCACGAGUCAGUUUGCUAUAAAGGAAUGCAGUCGCUAUAUAUCUGUGAGUUUACGGGCUAUGUGCAGGAAUCAGGCAAUCCACUUGCUCCGUUUUCCGAGCUAACCGGCCCCAUCCAUUCUAGUCGAUCAAAGGAAAAGAUAGACAAGAGCUUCAAGGCCUGCAGGAUAGACUGGAACAGAAAAUCAGAGUUAGUUCCGACGCUGGAUGAGCUGGCCUUUCGCUGCUAACCGUUAGUAGAUAAUAUCCCCAGCAAUAGACUUGGUGGAGAUUAUGUAUGCCCCCUCGGCCGUGGAACCUCCGUGUGCUGGUUUGACUAAAUUGAGCCAUACAGAUCUGCUAGAGGAAAUACCUCGCUUGAGAGUGCUCUGACAUUGACAAAGAACAUAAGACAUGACAUCCAAUCACUGGGGGUUAAAGUUGCCGGCCUGUCUGCUCAGGGAGGCGGCCGUAAAGGGCGCAGGAGCCAGGACGAAAUUAAUGCUGUGGUUCAAGAGAUCAAGCAACUUUUAAGGAAGAUUGAAGACGUAUUCACCGCCACCGCACCUUCCCCCACCCAGCUAUGCACCGAAGCUGACAGUUAGCUGUAGGCUGUUCCUUUCAUAAAUUUAGCAAUUACUACAUCAGGGGUGAAUAUCUCAUCAAACAUCCCACACAACGUCUCACCUUCCCGUCUUAUGCAGGCUUCAACCUUGCUUACAGCUGGCGAUACCGCUUAUUCAAUGAACCCCUUCGACCCGGCACAAGUCGGUACCACUUUCACGCUGAGCCUCUACAUGUUGUUUGCUGGACACUCGCAUCGGCAGGAACAUGUAUCCUCAAAGGAUCUAACAUGGCAGGAGGUUAUUUACAAAUGCAGAGUCAAGCUCCAGAGGGUACCGUUAGUCUACGAUGACGACCAAGAUGAAGAUGGGACAAACAGUAACACCCAUCAACUCCGUGCUCGGAGCAAAAUUGAUGAAUACUGCUAUGAACUUUGUCUGAUCGAAGAUCUGGAUGACGGGAGAAUGCAUGAGGUCGAAGAAGGAAAACCGCCGCCAGGAAGCUUUGACGAUGUUGAAAAGGCUGGAUUAAGGACUAGGAUACCAAUCCACCAGGUUUCCAAGAUCUUUUACACUAACUCUGGACAACUUCUUGGAAUAGAGGAAUCGAACUCUCCGAUACUUUUGGUGAAGCGAGAUUUGAAUGCUGCGCCGCCUCGAAAAUUGGUUGAUCGGGUUGAGCGAUAUGAUUAUGGCGAUAGUGACAGCGAGGGAGAGCACCCCUUGGACAUGCGCGAGGGGGAUAGCAGAGAACUUGAACCCCGGCAAGCACUUCCGGAGGAAUAUGAACUUCCCCACCACCUUGAUGCGGAGUGGUUGGCUUUCGAAGUUUUCACAGAACCCGAGCCAGACUUUGAUGAUGCUGCGUCCGAAUAUAGUGACGCCGAGGAGUCAUUCUCUAUACCAGGAUCAUCCCCCCCAGGAUCAGUUACCGAUCCAAAUACCUCCCUAGCACAAACCCUAUCAAACGUCGAGCUGAACGUCAGCGAGCAUCCCCCGUCGCCCGCACCAUACGUUUCCCCGAACGUCAAAUCCACACUUUCCAUCUUAGAAUGCCUUCUCAGACUUACCAUCCUGCAAAACUAUCAACAAACCUCACAUCUCGCUGUCCACGACGAACUCCUGAACCUCUUUCUAUCUGACUCGGCAUGGGGCGGCACUCGUGAGAGCAGGCGGCAGGAGAGAGAGAAUGCCCGCCGAAGGAUUGGGUUCGACCCCUUCGGGUCGCCCACGAAGCCGGCCAAAGAGGCGGAGGUUGGCACCAUCCAGCUCACGGGAGGUAGUAGAGCUGGUAGUCACCGAGGAAGCAAAGGGGGCACUCCACAACCCUUUGGUAGGGGUUACCGCCUUGAUUCAAGUCUACCUAUGACGCCUAGUUCAGAUUCAAAGAAGCCAAUGCCCAAGCUUGGGGAUCGUGAGCAACCGGUAUUGACAGGUAAUCGAGAGCCCUGGACACCAGAGCAGCAGUUGAGCUCUAUGUUCAAUAGCCCUUAUGGGACGAGUCCAUUGUCGAAGAAUUCCCCGGGCGGCAAUAAAUUUAAUACGGAGGGGAAUUGGUGA